AUGCGCCGAAGAGCUCGGAGGAAAGGCAGCGACGAGGGAAAUCAUCGUCUGCCCGGCCUCAGAGAGGUGACGAAUGGCUGGUACGAGACCGAAGGCUUUGCCCUUUGCGUGGGACCAGAAGCUAUGGGGAGAGCGUUCUCCGUCUGCCUGACCGUCAUCUUCCUCCUGCAGCUGGCAGCCGGCGUGCUGGGCUUCGUCUUCUCCGAUAAGUUCUCCGUCUGCCUGACCGUCAUCUUCCUCCUGCAGCUGGCAGCCGGCGUGCUGGGCUUCGUCUUCUCCGAUAAGGCGCGCGGGAAGGUCAGCGAAAUCAUCAACGGGGCCAUCGUGCAUUACCGGGAUGACCUUGACCUGCAGAACCUCAUCGAUUUUGGGCAGAAGGAGGUGCGUGACGGUGGGGGCUGGGAUCUCCCUCCGACGGACGAGGACGCGUCCCCACUCGUGGGGACCCCCCCCCCCCCGCCCAGCCUGGCGCGUUGUGUCCCCAGCCCCUCUGUGUCCCCUCCCCAGGCCGUCAUCAACACCAUGUGCGGGCAGGGCAUGCAGGCCAUGGGCUACCUGGAGGCCAGCGCCUUCAUCCACACCAACGGCUGCAUCGACAAGCUGGUCAACUGGAUCCACAGCAACCUCUUCCUCCUGGGGGGCAUCGCCCUGGGGCUGGCCGUCCCCCAGCUGGUGGGCAUCCUGCUGGCUCAGAUCCUCAUCAACCAGGUCAGAGACCAGAUCAAGCUGCAGCUCUACAACCAGCAGCACCGCACAGACCCCUGGUACUGA
This is a messenger RNA of Nipponia nippon (crested ibis), 771 nucleotides long. Lineage: Eukaryota; Metazoa; Chordata; Aves; Pelecaniformes; Threskiornithidae. The record is from RefSeq and is a predicted model, not a curated record.